Messenger RNA from Aspergillus melleus, 878 nucleotides. It is a transcript of the gene COX23, whose product is annotated as coiled-coil-helix-coiled-coil-helix domain-containing protein. NCBI's taxonomy places the organism in Eukaryota, Fungi, Ascomycota, Eurotiomycetes, Eurotiales, Aspergillaceae. The coding region runs from base 187 to 444 and encodes 85 amino acids. The transcript is spliced from 4 exons. The record is from RefSeq and is a predicted model, not a curated record.
GGGCUGCUAGUCGGUGACUAAGCCGGUGGACACUCGACGCGCCAAGACCCGGGGAUCGCUCGAAGCAGUUUAGCCCGCCAAACCUCCAUCGCCCUCUUUCCUCCGCGAUUCCGUAUAGUAUCCUCCUUUCGUUUGCUUCCAUCCUCUCUAUCGUUCUUUCAUCCGAACCCUUAGAUAUUACUUGCAAUGCCAUCCCAAGAAGGACAGAAAUCGCCAGACCAAGACCACCCCAACUCCUGGGGAAAUGUGGAGCGCAAAUUCAGCAAUAAAACUGCAAGCGAAUACUAUGAUCCUUGCCAGGAUUUUGCGGACCGCAGUCUCAAAUGUAUGAAGCGGAAUGCGUUCGACCGCGAGAUGUGUCAUGACUAUUUCCAAGCCUAUCGCGACUGUAAAAAACAGUGGUUGACACAAAAGAAGCUUGCCGGGUCUCCGGCUGCAAAGUAAUGAUAGCAGUCGACGAUCAUAUUAUCGGAAUGUCGCGACAAGGUUUCGUUUUGAUACUAUAAUGACCUCUGCGUUCCAAAGGUAUCUUGGGUAUUGAGACAAAGCAGCCGGUUAUCUUCAGGUCGCUUAAACGGGCAUUUACCCAGACCUCUGAUGACUGACGAGUCGAAGUGCACAAUACCAGACGGGAACUGGACCAUGACCACCUUUUCAGUCAAUCCAGAAGCAUCGGCAUUGGGUUUGCAGGCAAACAUAUGCUAUUCCCGGUAUCCCGUUGAAGUUGGUUCUGUUUAGUAGUUGAUCUACGAGAUAAGCGCUCUGUCUCUUCUUGCUUUGCUUCUCCCGACACUCUUCGCCACAGUCUCCUUAUCCUAAAUGGUUGUUCAUUACCUACGUGUAUAUUAUCUCUCUAAUGUGAAUGACUUGCUCUUCUA